Electrophorus electricus (electric eel) is the source of this 2198-nucleotide messenger RNA. RefSeq names its product NMD3 ribosome export adaptor (gene nmd3). Gene Ontology annotation, molecular function: ribosomal large subunit binding. Gene Ontology annotation, biological process: ribosomal large subunit export from nucleus. Lineage: Eukaryota; Metazoa; Chordata; Actinopteri; Gymnotiformes; Gymnotidae. The record is from RefSeq and is a predicted model, not a curated record. Gene Ontology annotation, cellular component: nucleus; cytoplasm.
AGAAAACUACAUCGUUUAAACUUUGCCGGGCCUCCGGAUAUAUCGACGGUGGUCUCGUGAAGUGUUAGCUAGCCAGGCUAGCGUUGACGCUUUAAUGAAAAACGUGCUCCGGUAUCGGCCACCGUCUGUUUAUAUUCCGACCCACUUAGCUAGCUCGCGCACAAGCCACAGCGCGUGACGCGUGAGCGUCCGACCCGGGGGCACGUGCGGCUGUCGCGGUGGUCUCUGGAGGGUGGCUCGUUCGCUCCCGCGCUGAUGGAGUACGUGCAGCCCCCCGCCACAGCCGCGCACGGCCACAUCCUUUGCUGCACAUGUGGCGUCCCCAUUCCACCAAAUCCAGCCAAUAUGUGCGUGUCCUGCCUGAGGACCCAGGUGGACAUCUCAGAGGGCAUCCCUAAGCAGGUGUCUGUGCACUUCUGCAAGCAGUGUGAACGAUACCUGCAGCCUCCGGGUACCUGGGUGCAGUGUUCUCUGGAGUCCCGCGAGCUGCUCGCGCUCUGCUUGAAGAAGCUCAAGGGCUCGAUGUCUAAGGUCCGCCUCAUAGACGCCGGCUUCCUAUGGACAGAGCCACACUCUAAAAGGAUCAAGAUGAAGCUGACCAUUCAGAAAGAGGUCAUGAACGGGGCAAUACUUCAGCAGGUGUUUGUGGUGGAGUUUGUUGUGCAGCCGCAGAUGUGCGACGACUGUCACCGAGUGGAGGCCAAGGACUACUGGAAGGCGGUAGUACAAGUCAGACAGAAGACUGUCCACAAGAAGACUUUCUUCUACCUGGAGCAGCUGAUUCUGAAACACAGGGUUCAUCAGAACACCCUUCGCAUCAAAGAGAUCCACGAGGGCAUUGACUUCUACUAUGGCUCCAAGCAGCAUGCCCAGAAGAUGGUGGAUUUCUUGCAGUGCACAGUACCCUGCAGAUCAAAGGCUUCACAACGCCUCAUCUCCCAUGACGUGCACUCGAACUCAUACAACUACAAAAGCACCUUUUCUGUUGAGAUCGUGCCCAUCUGCAAGGACAACGUGGUUUGCUUGUCUCCACGUUUGGCUCAGAGUCUGGGCAACAUGGGUCAGGUGUGUGUGUGCGUUCAGGUGACCAGUACCAUCCACCUCCUGGACCCGAACACCCUGCAGCUCGCCGAAGUGGAUGCCAACACUUACUGGCGCUACCCCUUCAACAGCCUCUGUAGUCCACGGCAACUGGACGAGUUCAUCGUCAUGGACAUCGACAUCAUCAGGGACCUGCGUUUAGGAGCAGGGGCUGGUCUGAGGUCCAAUCGGCACACCUUGGCAGAGGUGUGGGUUCAGAAGACCUCCGAGAUGGACACCAGUCAGCAGUAUCACUGCCGCACCUUCUUGGGUCACCUGCUCAACAUCGGAGACCUGGCGCUGGGCUAUGACUUUGCCAAUGCAAACAUCAACGACGAGUUUCUUAACAAGAUGAAUCCACACCACGUCCCUGAUGUGGUUUUGAUUAAGAAGAGCUAUGACAGGGCCAAGAGAAUAAAACGCAGGAACUGGAAGCUGAAGGAGCUGGCCAGAGACAAAGAGGGCCUGGACACAGAUGACGAAAGACAAUACCAGGACUUCUUGGAGGACCUGGAGGAAGACGAGGCACUGAGGAAGAAUGUCAACAUCUUCAGAGAUGCUUCCAAAAUCCCCGUGGAGAGCGACACGGACGACGAGGGCGUUCCGCGGGUCUCCCUGGCCGAGAUGCUGGAGGACCUGAGUCUCAGCGACGCCACCGGCGGAGAGGGGGCAGACAUGAUGACCGAUUAGCCAUACCGGCGCAAGCCCAGCGUGGGCACGCACCAGCUGUGCAGCUCUUCCGCUCGCCUGACUGGCCGAACUACCGAGCGUGUGCAGUGGAGAGAAGUGUGUGGCUCUUCUGACGCUCCUGACUCGGUUGUCGGCUUGGUGGGUAGCUGGUGAAACACAGUACACUGGUGCAAGUGCUGGCUUCUCUCUGCCUGAGCUAACGUAUUAGCUUCCGUUCCUAUAGACCAUACACACCCUGCAGAUCUAAUUUCAAAUACAUUUAUAUAACUGUACAACCAUCGUAAAUGAUCUAAUGUGAUUUGAAAUAUUCAUUGCAUUUUAUUGCAUCAAUUGCAUCUUCAUUGCAUUCAGUGCAUCUUUAUCCUGGUGAAAGACUGUCUGAAGUGGUUAGUGUGGUGGGUGCAAUAAACAUGAAUAUUCAAUCCAAA